Geosmithia morbida is the source of this 873-nucleotide messenger RNA. RefSeq names its product Phytanoyl-CoA dioxygenase (PhyH). The coding region runs from base 1 to 873 and encodes 290 amino acids. The record is from RefSeq and is a predicted model, not a curated record. Lineage: Eukaryota; Fungi; Ascomycota; Sordariomycetes; Hypocreales; Bionectriaceae. The transcript has 2 exons.
AUGGUGCAGCACAUUGCCCGAGAGGCCGGCCUGCAGGCCUUCAUCGACGCCUUGGAGAAGGACGGCUGCGUCGUGAUUCGGGACUUUACCGACUCCGAGUCGCUGGAUCAGUCCGUCAGGGAGGUGCAGCCCUACCUUGACGAGUCGGCGGCGGCGUCGGCCAAGAGCACGACGGGCGCGCUCAACGGCGGCACGGCCACGUGCACGCGGCUCGUCGGUCGCAGCAAGACGGUGCGCGAGAAGUUCUUCUCGGACAAGCUAUAUCAGGAUCUGGGCGACUACUUCCUGGGGCUGGACACGACCAUCUACAUGGGCGGGGAGCCGGUGGUGUACCGGUCCGACCCGCUCCUGUCCAUCUCCAUCACCAUGUCGUCGCAGCCCGGGUGCAAGCCGCAGCUGCUGCACCGGGACGACAAGAACCACCACGCGCGGCACGCGGCGGCCGCGUCGUACAGCCGCGGACGCGACAUGCUGCUGGGGCUCUUCGUGCCGACGUGCGACACGUUCCGGGCCAACGGGGCGACGCGCAUCGUCCCCGGAUCGCACCUCUGGGGCGACGACCGGCCAGACUUUGGCCCCGACGGCACCGCCGGCGUCGUCGACGCCGAGCUCAAGCGCGGAGAGGCCUUUGUCAUGCUGGGCAGCCUCUAUCACGGGGCGGGGGAGUACUCGAUGCCGACGGGAUGCCGCACCGUCCACAUCAUGUUCAUGUGCGACGGUGUCCACCGCCAGGAGGAGAUCCCGUUCCUCAGCUACCCCGUUGACCAUGUCAGGACGUACUCCAAGCUGGUGCAGGAUCGGCUGGGUUGGAAGCAGUCGGAACCUAACCUUGGCUGGGUGGACCUCAAGUCGCCCGAGUUCCUACUUGCAUGA